Molecule: messenger RNA, 1187 nt
Organism: Phytophthora sojae
Lineage: Eukaryota; Oomycota; Peronosporomycetes; Peronosporales; Peronosporaceae
Exons: 2
Coding region: 250-588 (112 amino acids)
Source: RefSeq, a predicted model, not a curated record
CUGCUUAACUUCGCAGAGCAGACGGGAUACGGUGCUUUCAGCCUAAGAUGGCCGUCUACACCAACUACCGCUAUUCAUACCCGACACUCACACACACUUAAGGGGUAUAUGUGGACACCCCCAGGUGGACACAGGUGGACACAGACGGGCUAAACGUCCCUGGCAACCCCCCAAAGUCGGGGCUGGCUGGGUGCGUGGAUGGCUACAUUUUGUGUACCCAUUUCGAACAGAGGUACGCUACACCACCCAAUGUGCGCCACACGAGGGGGGAUUGAGGGAGCGCCACCUUCCGCCAUCACCUCCAUCUUCACCCCCAUCACCUUCCUCCAUCCACGCUCAUCACCUUCCUCCAUCUUCACCUCCAUAUCCAGCGCUUCCUCGCCGUCACCUCGCCGUCACCUUCUCCAUAUUCGCGGCGCUUCCUCGCGCUUCCUGCCUAAUGUUAGUCCCAUACAAAACCACGCAAAACCCCAUACAAUUAAAACAGCGCCAACACUUAGCGAUUUUUCGCAAAGUCUUUUGCUUCAUUUACCAUACUUUAUCCUAGUCUAUUUCUACGUCUUCUACGCCUACGCUAGCUACUUAUGACCCGUUUCUGCUACACUCUCAGCACGCCAAAGGCCCCCCGGACUUAGCCGAAGACCCCCCGACGCCGCUGGCACUUUGCGGUUUUCGCGCAAAGUACUUCCCGCCUAAGACUUUGGUCGACCAAAGAACUUGGUGAGGAAAAGAGGUUAACAGAGUUAGGCAGCCCGCCAUGCCGAUCUACUACCGACUUGGCUCCUUUCGCCGCCCCAUUAGCGAAAGUAAAUCACUUUAGUUUUGUCAGCCUGUACGGUCGGCUGUUUGGUUUAUAUGUUUUUGCGGUUGGAGGGGGGGGGAGAAAUGUUCAUUUCUGAACAAAUCAAUAGAACAAGGGCUAAAUCUCAGCAGAUCGUAGUACAAGACUACUCUCAUGCUUACAACACCCCGUUCUGUAGUUAAGUCGUCUACAAAGGAUUUAUCUUUCCCAAUAUUUGAAAUUACAAGUCAGCCUACUCUCCACCGCCAGCACUUGACAGGCAGCGGAGUGCGUUGCAAUUGUAUGAUGUUGGGUGCCCAGAAGACACCUAUCGCUAUUCGCGGCACAUCGGGAAAGGUGAUUAUCGUCUAUUCCAGCAUGGAUUCUGACUUAGAGGCGUUCAGCC